UCAUUUUUUUUUUGACUGUGGGAUCCUUUUCCUUGCCUCUAACUUUCUGCAUUGAUUCAGUUCACGGGAAAACAAAAAGAAGAAAAAAAACCCGACAAACUGAGGUUCUUUUAACGUGGUAGGUGAAACAGCAACUGACUUAAAAAGAUUACAGUAGAACGUCCCCCUCGUGAAGCUUCAGGAUGUUCUCCCUCACUGCUGGGUAUCUCUUGCUGGGCUCAGCCUUGCUGCUCAUGCCUGAACUCUGUCGAGGCGGCUGUACCGUACAAGACGGUAAACCUGGACUGGAGGGCAUUUCUGGGAGAGACGGCCUACCUGGGGAAAAGGGAGAGAAAGGGGAUGCAGCUCCAUUAAUGGAAUCUACGAAGGGCAUGAAAGGGGAGAGCGGACAUAAGGGGUUUCCCGGCGAGAUGGGGGGGAAAGGCUACAGCGGGGCGGUGGGACAGGCAGGCCUGCCUGGCCCCCCCGGCCCCAAAGGCUCUCUAGGUGACAGUACUGGCUCAUUAAAACAAUCUGCAUUCUCUGUCUACGAGCCGCAAAACCCAGAAUACGGGAAGCCUGUUAAAUUCACCCGUAACUCUGUAAACAUCAACGAUGAUUUUAAUCAUCAAACGGGAAAAUUCACCUGCCGGGUGCCGGGGGUGUACUAUUUUGUUUUCCACUCUAUGAGCGAGAAGAACCUGUGCUUAUCACUCAAGAGUGAUGCCUUGAAAGAAGAAAACUUUGGCUUUUGUGACUAUUGUGACGCCUCCAAGAAUGAGAAGCACGUGCUGUCGGGAGGAGUGGUGCUGCAGCUCGACAAAGAUGAGAAGGUGUGGAUGGAGGUCUUCAGAGAGGAAAACACUCAACCUUCUGUAGAGUCUAUUGUCUUCAAUGGCUUCCUGAUUUUCCAAAGUGACAAAAAAAAACAUAGUUAAAUUUACAUAUCAUCACAACAUAUAAUAUUUUUGUCAUCUGUCUCAAUCUACACAAAUGACAUCAACAUAAUGCUUAAGAGCUGAAAACUUUGUUCUAAAAUUUUGCAUUCUGAAAUACUCCUGUCUGACAUUUUGUUCUUGUGCCAUGUACCAGACUAUUCUUGCAGUUUAUUCACAAUAAAAGAUUGUUUUCAUAAAAAUGUU
Paramormyrops kingsleyae is the source of this 1121-nucleotide messenger RNA. RefSeq names its product complement component 1, q subcomponent, A chain (gene c1qa). NCBI's taxonomy places the organism in Eukaryota, Metazoa, Chordata, Actinopteri, Osteoglossiformes, Mormyridae. The record is from RefSeq and is a predicted model, not a curated record. Gene Ontology annotation, molecular function: protein binding.